Molecule: messenger RNA, 8202 nt
Organism: Solenopsis invicta (red fire ant)
Lineage: Eukaryota; Metazoa; Arthropoda; Insecta; Hymenoptera; Formicidae
Product: longitudinals lacking protein, isoforms H/M/V
Exons: 2
Coding region: 2124-3800 (558 amino acids)
Biological process (GO): regulation of transcription by RNA polymerase II
Cellular component (GO): nucleus
Molecular function (GO): DNA binding; protein binding
Source: RefSeq, a predicted model, not a curated record
UGAAGAAAUUCAAUCGAGCUGAAAAAUUUAGUCAAGUUAAAUAACUUUUUUUUCUCAGUGUAUAAAUCCUUGCGAACGAAAUAAGUUGUGCUCGAUAAGACCUUUGGAAAACGCUACUUAUUCGUCAUUUGUACAAAGUCUGUCGUUAUCGUUUAAAAUAGAGAAAAUCGUGUAAUUUUAAAGAUUCCCGAUUCUCGAUGUUUCUGCGGCAUUUGCAGAACGUUACGAAAGUAUUUACAAACAUUCUCUAAUCGAGAUCGAUAUGAACGCAGGAUUGAAAUAUCAUUUCUAAACAGACUAGCAGAAUCAGUUACUCAUUCGCAUCUUCGUAGUACGGUUCUUAACGUGUGAAAAGGCACUUAUAGGUAAAAAGCAAUGGUCAGGUAAGUUUGCCUACUAAACUUUUUCUUUCACCGUUUUCACGCUGACUUUGCCUUCAUUUUAUGGUCGUAAAAAUUGAAGAAAUAUUUUUCCUUCCUCUCACGCACACGAAUCUUCUGAAGUAAUCCUGAGAGUGUCUCGACCGUACGUUACCGUUCUCAAUCGACGAUCGUGUACAUUUAAACCGUGUACAAAAAUAAUAAUUAAACUUGGCAGGAAUCGACGAGAGUCGCGCGCAAUUAUUGAGGGAUGCAUUUGUAGAUCGCAUUAUAAUUUCAUCGGCGUAAUGCAAUUUUAUCUGGCUUUUACGACGAGAUCUCGGUGUAAUGAUAUUUUGAUGCAAUUCGCAUUAACAUUAUAAUAUUAUUAUUGUAUUAUGUUAAUAGCUAUUUCGGUAAUACGAUUGUAAAGCGUUUGCAAAAGACUUUUAUUAUUAUUGCAGACAAGCACUUUGUUUUUGUUUGACAUGUAAAAUGUGGUUGGGAAAAAAAACUUAUAUAUAUAAUAGAAUGCUUCAUCGGUGCUCUUGGUGUGUAAAUAGUUUGCGUCUCGCACAGACAAUCUUAUCGCGUUUUUAUCAUCGUGGUCAUUUUCUAGUUCGUAUUUUGUAGGUGUGCCAUAUUCGUCUUAUUUUCUUUCUGUAAUCGCAUUCGGACCUUAGAUACGUAUAAUCUUUGCUUUCGAAAACAGUCGUAUUGAAAACUUGGGACUGACCGUACAAAUCCCAGAUAGCACGGAACAUUCUAUGGACGUUUAUGAAUAUUUUAUAGAUAUACGCGGAUGUUCAUAGAAUGUUUACCAAUGUGCAUAGAACGUCCUGUGCUAUCUGGGAUUGUUGGUCAAAGUAAAUUAACGAAGUAUGCGGAAAGAAACGCGAGCAUUUUUAUUUCAGGCAUCUAAAUUGUUAUUUGUAUAUGAAAUAAGUUAUUCGAAACGCGUUUGUCGUAUUUUGAAAUGCACAUCCGUCUUUAUUUCGAUGUAAAAGAGAGGUCUUUGUAAAGGGACCAUCCAAUACAGAUAUCGCAUGAAUCUCUAGAUAAUAAGCAUUAUGUAACAACAUAUAAUUAUUUCAUAGAAUGUUUAAAUUUAGAUAUCAGAAAUUUAGAUAUUAUUAAAUUUAGAUAUUGAAAUUUAGAUAUCAAAAAGAUCCGCUUUGUUUUGCAGAUUUAUUAAUAACUGAGAUAAUAAAGUUAUAUGAUCGUGCCGUAAAUUUCUCGAUAAACACGAACUCGUUUUUUUUUUUUUCGUGAAAAUCGUCUAUACAAUUUCUUAAAUUUUCAACAUUACCAUAUAUCUGUUUGCACAAGAUUGAAAGUCGAAGGUCAAGCCGAGAUUAUUUCAAUUACUUUUACCUGAUUUUAUCGGUAAUUCCACACAGAUAGGAUGAGAUUUUUGUUUAUUCAACAUGUUGCGAGAGAGAAAGGGCCAUCAUAUCGCAUGUACAAAUAAUGCAUGCCAGGUAACAUGUUUGGAAAAAGAUCCAUUAUGAAAUUGUCUAGUUUCUACAGCUUAGAUAAGUUCUGAUAUAAUUAUUGUCUCAUUUUAUUUUCAAAUAUGCGUUAUCAAUAGGUCUAGUAAUCUAGCGUUAGGGCGAGGAAGGGAGGGAAGGGAGGGAAGGGGAAGGGAGGGGCAACCGCAUUUCCUAUUUCUUUGCUUGGCCAAAUCAGUCGAAUUGCAGUCGUGUACGCGUCUUUGAACGAGAGUGUGUUUGCCACAGGUCUCACGCAGGUCUCACGCAUCCCAUGGACACCAUGUCUACCUCUCAACAGUACUGCCUCCGAUGGAACAAUCAUCGCUCGAACCUGCUCAACGUUUUCGACGAGCUGCUUCACAACGAGUCCUUCACCGACGUCACCCUCGCCGUCGACUGCGGUCGGACGGUUCAGUGCCAUAAGAUCGUGCUAGCCGCAUGCUCAACGUACUUCCAAACUCUAUUUCACGACGUGCCGAACCAGUAUCCGAUAAUCGUCCUGAAGGAUGUCAAGUAUUCCGAGAUCAAGGCGAUACUGGAGUACAUGUAUCGCGGUGAGGUGAACGUGGCGCAGGACCAACUACCCGGUCUGCUCAAGGUCGCGCAAGUGCUGAAGGUGAAGGGUCUGGUGGAGGAACACAGCAACCGUACUACGGCGCGCGACCUUCGCCGCGAGGAUGCGAUAGACACGUCGAUGUCGCCGCCACCGGCUAUCAGCACUAGCACCGGUGGUGGCGGCGCCAGUCACAUGUCACCGCCACACUCCACCUGUGAUUACUCCUCCCUUUAUGGCAAAUCCGGAGGAGUCUCGCUCGAUCGCAGUCACCCGUUGACUAACUCAUUACCAAUCACGUGGCCUCUGUUGCACGCUGGCGCGGGCCAUCAGCUUCCGACGUCGAUGUCUUCCUCUGCUCUCGUUGGUAGCGGCGGAGGCAGCGGCAGCAGCGGCGGUGGCGGAUCCUACGACAACGGUAUCGAGACCUCGCCGUUCAAGCGCCGGAAGCUGUUACCACCGUCGCCUCUGCUGAUGAACACCGACACGCCGAUACUGCGCACGGUACUCGGUCAGUCCCAUGUCGACAGCUCGCAGCCUAUGUCGCUGCUGCAACCGGACAGCCACGAGCCGGUGCACUACCGCAACGCGAGCAGCAACGGAUCCACGAACGACACCGAGAACCGCCGCAACAACGAUCUGGCCCACGGCGAAAGCGCCCACGCCGACGUCUCCUACAUGGACGAGGACGACAGACAGACGUCGCCGCAAUCGUACGGCGGAGAUACUGUUCGAAAUUCAGCUGCCGCGGACUGCGUCCAGCCGAAGCCCGAGUGGAAACGCUACAAGCAGUACACCCGCGACGACAUCACCGGGGCGAUCGAGGCAGUGAGGGGUGGAAUGAGCGCCGUCGCAGCGGCGCGAAAAUUUGGCGUGCCGUCGCGUACGCUUUACGACAAGGUGAAGAAGCUCGGGAUCCCGACGUCGCGGCCGUUCAAGCGGUCGACGAGCAGCAACGGAGGAAGCGGGGCCUGCUUCCCGUUCGGCAUCGGCGCCAACGUGAACGGCGCUCUUUACGACGGCAACAGCGGCGGCACUAAUCCCGAGAUCGAGAACGAGGGUGGCGGCAGCGCUAACGUCAGCCUCGAGAGUCUGGCCGGUACGAGUAACGCGGCCUUCGAGGCCGCUUACGCGAGGGGGGUGAAGGACACGUCGCAGGACCGUGACGUAAUAUCGGACUCGAUGGCCCGUUGCAGCUCGAGUCCUGUGAUACGCUGCGCUAAGCAGAGGCAGCAACAGCAGCAGCAGCAGCAGGACCUGGCUGAUCAGGUGGAGGAUCUAUCGGUGAGUCGCAAGUCCGACGUUCCGGUGAUAGUGUCGCCGACCGCCACGUCGGCCACCGUGAUUAAAGACGAGCUGCAGGAAACGGAGCUGGAUAGCAAGGAUUACAGCUAACUCUUGUGGCCUAAUGAUCGGAGUAAUAAGAUACGAGUAAAGUUCAACUUGCGUUCAACUCGUUCAAAAUUGAAAUUGUGUCACUUUAGGUACUCUAUACCUCUUGUCUUUCACGAUUUUUUCUAUUUCUCGAGCAAAUUACGGGAUUUAUUACGAUAGAUAAGAUUUAUUUUGACGUUGAACCUCCUUGUUACUCCAUCUUAUUGCUCUAUCCGUCGUGUGUAGCCGCGGAAGAGUUUUCUUCCCGCAUAUUUCUCAUAUUUCUUUAUCGAAUGUGUAUUUUCAUAUCUGAUGUAAUCGAAAACAGAGUAACUGCCGUAAAUUCGAUCGGCAGAACCAGAGCCGGAACUAGGGUGCAAUGAAUGAGGCAUUUGCAUGUAAAAAAAAAUUUAAGGGGCGCAAAAAUUGCAAUAUAAAUUUAAAGUAUGUAAAUGAUCUACAUGCAAUUGAAACUUCUUCUGAAAUGCUGAGUUUCAAGCAGCAUGCAGCCUUGAUACUUCCUAAUAUAAAAAGUCAGCUUCUAUUUUAGACUUUUUCAAAUUAAUUCAUGAUUACUCUUUAACUGAAUCGCGUUCGAACUUAAAGGAAGCAUACGAAAUGUUUCUAACUAUUCCGGUAAUAGUGGUUUUGUGGAGAAAAAGUUUUUAGUAAAUUGAAGUUGAUAAGAAAUAAUCUAAGAUUAUUAAUAAAUUUAGAAAAAUUACGCAAAUUCUUUCAAUUGAAAAUAAAAUAUAUGAGAAUUUAAAUUUUAAUAAAAUAAUUGACCAAUUGCAAUCAGAGCACGAAAAGUAUUAUUUUAAAUAAAAAAAAAAAAUACAUUUCCUGUAAAUUCUUAAGAAUCAAUGUUGUCUAUGUAAAUGUAAAAUACUCUGAUUUUAGUAACUACGUUUUGUUUUGUAAUUAUACAUAUACACGUGACCUGUAUGUUUGUAACAUACACGUGAUUAUAUGUGGUCUUAUUAAAUUAAUAUUAAUGUAUUAAAUACUAUUAAUUAAUAUUACAUUUCUUAUUACGUGUUGUAAAAGAAAUAUAAAUUUCUGUUACUAAGGGGUCUAUUUUUCUUCUUUUGCGCCGAAACGUCUAGUCCCGGCUCUGGGCAGAAUGUAACGAAAUAUGUUAACAGAAUAUACGCAGAACAUGAAUAUGAUGGCGGAUUAAAACCGCAGAAACUGAGCAGUAAACCGGGAAAUCUAUCAUUCUGUGACCAGAAACGAUAUAUUCCAUUUCUAUGAGUUUUACGAAAUAAUAAAUUCUGCUCAGUUUUUGUUGGCAAUCCGCCGUCAAAUUAUAUCGGCGGGUCAAAUUAUAUUGGCAGAACGCGAAAUUAACGCAGACGUAAUUGAUGCGCCAAUCUAUCGCGACGUUCUCGAAUCGAAUCUGCUGGCAGAUAGCUAAGAUGACAUUUUUACCAAAAUGUUUCAUCCUAGCUGUUCCGUCAUGCAUCUUGAUACAGAACUUAAGCGUAUUUAUUCCCGCACGAAAAAUUUGUUUUACGAAUAUGACCAUAAUGCGCAUAAAAAGAAAGAAAUUUACAAAAUUAAAGCUGUUAAUUAUUGCAAAUUUUUUUGAUUCGUUGUUCGUGAUUCGCUGCUCGCGCGUAGUCUAGCGGUAGACUAAUAAAAUAUAGCGGCCUUAAAUUUCUUUAAAAUUUAACGCGAAUAAGGUUCAACAAAGCAAUGACUUGCACAAAAGAACGUGUCGCCAGCCAAAGAUUAAUUUAGACUUUAUUCAAUGCGUAUAACAACGGCGUUAUGUAAAAGUUUAAACAAAUAAAAAAAAAGGAUACUUGUAAAGAGGGGAAAAAAAUGUAAAAUAGAAAAUAAAUAUCCUGAUACUCCGUUCAAGAGUAUUUCUAAAAUUAUUAGAUAAGAUAGACACAUCUGUAAUUGGUAUUACAUAUCGCGCAAUAUUUGAGAAUAACUUUUUUUGUCUCGCGACAUAUUCCUUUGUGCGGCAUCCUUGUCUACCGUAAUAGCAUUAGAGCUUUAACAAAUUGACAACGAAAUAGUAUGAGGUUCACGAACGGAGUCCCGAGUGACGCCAUGUUCUUUCGUCUCCUCACUAUCGUGUUAACGUAAACGCGGUUAAAGUUAAUGCAAUAAUGGAGAGAUAUAUUCGGUAGUAUGUUACUACAAGGUACCAGCAAUAAUUGCAAGCGUGGAAGUAUUUUCGGAACGAUAAAUUUUGAUGGUUUAUUACUUGCCAACUUAUCAUUCGCGAACUCCGUACUAUUUUGUAUUGAUUAUUUAAAUGCUACUGUUAAUUUGUUAGCAAUUGUGUAAGUACUUCUUCGUUGUAUUUGAUCGUUACUGACCAUGAUUCCGGGAUACGAUUGCAAUAUUGCUCAAACAUAUCAAUAGUCAUGAUAAUAACGAAUUACCUCGUAUAAACGUGUUCAUUAAUGUAAGACUGAUUAAAUACAGAUUUGAAAUGUGAAUGUAUACACACACGCAUACACACAACCACAUAGACAACACAUAUACACACAUAUCAUUGAUUAUUGAAAUACUCAAACCUGUCGUGGCAAAGUAUCGAGGAAGUUUCGAUUCACAAUUAAGCAAAGAGACAGAUAUAAAUACCGAAAAUCAAUUUUUUUUAAUUUCAUUAAUCAAAAUAAAUACUUUAUUAAUUGAUAUAAUUUUAAUCAUAUGUUUUAUUUUAUUUCUUCUUUUUUUUAAAUAUAAAUAUAAAAUAUAACUAAUAUUAAAAUGUUAUGCAUUUAUAUCUGCGUUACGGAUAAUAUUGAAAAGUGCCUAAAAAUUAAUGUUUACUUUCGAAUAACGCUCCUCGAGAGAUGGAAAAUAUAAAUAUCCAAAUUUGUUACAAGAUUAAACCUUUUGAUAUUUGUACAUAUUAACGUAGUUCCAUAUAUUGAAAUAAUAAAUUAAAAAUUUUACGAUUUCAUUGGUUUUUAUCUCGAGACACAUAUAUUUAUGAAAAUAUAUACAGUAAAACAGAUUACGUUCAAUUAAAAACGCGUUGCGGAAUAUACAUUUCCACUCGAAACGCGCGUGAAAGAACGAAACUGCAGGGAUCGACGUAAUUUUUCAUCGAUACUUUGCCUCUCUAAACGCAGACCAAAGCUACUUCGAACAUUUCUACCUCCGCAAUAUAUUAUUGUAUGUCAUUCCAUAUUUAUCGCAAUAGAAUUUUUAUAUAGAGAAGAUAUUUACAAAACGCGGUAUAAAAUAAAGCCCAAUAAGUACCUGUUACGAUGUGAUCAAAUACAUCUUUAAUAAAAUGUAAAUCCAAUAAUGUUAAAGAUCUCCGACAUUAAAUUACCGUUAAUGUAUUACGUAAGGCAACUUGAAGCUCGCUAAUAAAUGCUUCAUUUAAGAACGAAUAUAUUAUUUUAUAGUCACUGUUAUCUAAUACGUAUUAUUAUUUUUUUUAUACCGAUUACAGAUUGUACUGUAAGUAAAAUCGUACAAAUAGUUGUAAGAUAUGUUAUUAUUGUUAGCCUUUGAUAAAUUCUACUUUAAUCGAGUAUCAUGAACCAUAAUAAGACAUUCGUCAAAAUCCUAUCAACACGAUGAUUUUGACGAAUUUGGCGACUUCGAACAAACUAUUCAUCUGUCUUUUUAUUACACACUCUUCCGAAAUAUCUAUUCGUUCGUAGAUCAAAUUGGAUCUUGCAGACAAGGGAAAAAAAAAUAUAUAUAUGUAAUUAAGAAAAUAUUCACGUAUUGAUUCGUACGUACGACGUACGUUGUUUUUUUUUAUAAAAAUCAAAUUGGUUUAGAGUAUAUCAGAGUAUAUAUCAUGCGGCGUUGAUGCGAGAGCACAUUUUAUAUAGUCUGCAAUAUAUCUAUUUUAAUUCACGUGUGUCUGCGAAGCGCAUUUCGAAGCACCGACGCGCAUCGUUCAUUACAUGGUAUAUGCAUUGUGAGGUUUUCUAGUACGUGCCUUCAUUCGUUGAUUAAUCUUUACGAUGUGAGCGCGGCGCGUUAACUAUUUAGAGUUGAUUUUGUACUGUUUGUUGUCCUCGAACCAUCUCACCCACACGUUGCGUGAAACAGUGCGGUAGUACGCGGAAUUAUUUUACCGUGUGACGUAUUUUGAUCCUUCCUCCGUUUCAUCCGGCAUAAUUGUAAAUAGUCACGAGUGGACGACGCCACUUUAACAAUUAGCGAUGUAAGACUGAUUGUAAGACUGAUUUUUUUUUUUUACUACGUUGACUUACACGCACACGCACGAUGCGCGCCCACGUAUAUAUGUAAUGCGCGUAAUACAUAUAUAUAUAUCUAAAUAAAUACAAGUAUAUACAUUGAUUUGUGCAUAUAUUAUAAUAUAUAUAUUAUAUAUAUUAUAUAUAUUAUAUAUUUACACACUUGCUCCCACGAAAUGUAUGUUAUCAAUAAUUGUGAGCGUUUGUUAUAAAAUAAAGCAUAUAAUCUUACA